AUGUACAACGAAGAUUAUCACCCCCAACCCUCGACUCAUCAACAACCAAUAUAUCAUCAACCCCCACACAAUCCUUAUACACACUAUCCAACAAUUCCAAGUCAAGGUGAAUCUUCUUCAAUGCCUAAUUUACAAAACAAUCCAAAUGAAAUAGAAAACGUGAAUCAAAAAUACCUUUUGGUAACACAAGAAAUGAUUAAUCAAAGAAAGGAAGGUCAGUUUUUUCUAGGGUUCAGCUCUAUCGGGAUUCCGGAUGGAUUUGGCGAUAUUUUGCCGGUUUUUUGA
Molecule: messenger RNA, 285 nt
Organism: Meloidogyne enterolobii
Lineage: Eukaryota; Metazoa; Nematoda; Chromadorea; Rhabditida; Meloidogynidae
Source: the annotation of a GenBank genome assembly